AACAUUGAGACAACGUGAGCUAGCAGACACGGCCACUCUGAAACAAUGCAAGAACCUCAGCGGCUCAAGAAUGGAGUCAAAGCGAAGUUGCACACGGACGUGCUCGAGAAAGAUGAGACCGAAUUGCGGCUGGAGAAGGCUCUCUUCGGGGACGACGUAGGUUUUCUUGAGUCGUUGAAGAGGGACCAAAUCCAGGAUGACCGGUCGUUGGUGCGGCGCAAGCACGGAAAGGAUGACGAGUCUGAAGAAGACGACGCUGAUGGAGGACUGAGCGACGUGGCGGACGACGACUUGUUUUUUCUCGACACCGGCGCCGAACAGCUCCCCGCCUCUGUUUCGAAGGAACUCGAACGUGCGGAACAAGAGCACGGUCACUUACGUCCAGAGGCCGUUUGGCACGAUAGCGACGACGACCGGAUCACCGUCUCACUCGCCUCGAACACUCGCUUGCGCAAGCUUCGCGACACGGAAGAUGACGAUGUGGUUAGUGGGAGAGAAUACAUCCAGAGACUACGACGGCAAUACGAGAGGCUUCAUCCAACACCAGAGUGGGCCACGUAUGCCAGAAAGAGGAGAAAGUUGUCUUCUCGCUCGGAUGAUCAUGAAGCAGUGUCCGACUCAGACGUGUCCAUGGACGAGAAUGACUCGCUCCCUUCGGCCCAACCUCUAGCGGAACUGCUACGAACCGCAGGAUCUCUGAACCGGACCGACACCAAGAAACAAGGCACGAGGGGGACGCGCAAGUUGCGGCCAGAAGUCAUCGAUAUCCAGCGCUGCAAAGACGUAGCGGGCUCCGGCCCUUCGUCAGUCGACACGUUGCAAUUCCACCCAUACUACCCACUCCUUCUUUCCGCAGGACCGAGUUCCACAGUUACGCUGUACCACAUCUCGCCUCAACCGCCGAAUCCCAACCCGAUCCUGACCUCCCUGCAUUUGAAAGGCACCCCUCUGUACACGGCAGCAUUCUGCCGGCCGCGAGCACAACCUGCUGCAGGCGAAGACGGAAGCGAAGCCCAUGACCAGACAAAAGUCUUCCUCUCCUCCCGGCGCCGGUAUUUUCAUACCUGGUCGCUUUCCGCCGGCACAGUGACCAAAGUCACUCGCGCGCUCUAUGGCCAGGCCCGCAAAGAGCAGCGGACGAUGGAAGCUUUCAAGCUCUCGCCGUGCGGUCGCUACAUGGGACUCGUCGGGUCGUCAAAGAAAGGAGGCGGGAGCAUCAACGUGCUGUCGACGGAGACCAUGCAGUGGGUGUGCAGCUGCCGGAUUGAUUCACGCGGCGGGGUGGCGGACUUUGCGUGGUGGCGCAACGGGGACGGAUUUGCCGUGGUGGGGAAGAACGGAGAGGUCAGCGAGUACGACAUCGAGGCGCGGCGAGUGGUCUUGAGGUGGAUGGACGAGGGCGCCGUCGGCACCACCGUCAUUGCACUCGGCGGCGAUGUCGGACAGCAGUACCGGGGCGGAAGCCGUUGGGUCGCCGUGGGCUCGUCGAGCGGAGUCGUCAACUUGUACGACCGGCGCGGGUGGAUGGGCCUGACGACGACGACAGCUACCACGGGACAUGCCGCCGACAAGGACGACAGGCCCAAGCCGGCGAGGAUGUUCGACCAGCUCACGACCCCGAUCUCGCACCUCGAGUUCUCGGAGGACGGCCAGAUGCUGGUCAUGACGUCGCGCUGGAAGAAGAAUGCCCUGAAACUGGUGCACCUGCCCAGCUGCACGUUGUACCGGAACUGGCCGACCGACAAGACGCCGUUGGGGAGGAUCAGUGCCGCCGCAUUGUCGCCGGACGGGAGCUACCUCGCAGUGGGGAACGAGCAGGGAAAGAUCAGACUGUGGGAGAUACGCGAGUAGGUAGCAGGAUGAUUUCUACCCCCGCGGGGGUCAGUAAUAGCUCAAGUUUGCGUACGACCGCGACCGUGUAAGUAUCAUGUAUGCAUGCAUGCAUGCGUGGCACACUCUCUUUAUCAUAAAAUCUUCCUUCAG
This is a messenger RNA of Cladophialophora immunda, 1983 nucleotides long. RefSeq lists its product as uncharacterized. Gene Ontology annotation, molecular function: protein binding. Bases 46 to 1851 code for a protein of 601 amino acids. The transcript is spliced from 2 exons. Gene Ontology annotation, biological process: rRNA processing. The record is from RefSeq and is a predicted model, not a curated record. Lineage: Eukaryota; Fungi; Ascomycota; Eurotiomycetes; Chaetothyriales; Herpotrichiellaceae. Gene Ontology annotation, cellular component: small-subunit processome; Pwp2p-containing subcomplex of 90S preribosome.